UAGACCAAAUUCAUAUAAGUAGCUGAAUCGCUGCAGUGAAUGUUAAACCAGUCAAACAAAAUUUCAUCUCAAGUUUUCAACUUGAAUUAAAAUAGUCAAUCUAAUAAGUUGUGUUUUGUCUGACUAUAGUUCAAAGAUUCAAAAUCGAUUCGAAAGCCUUUAGAAAGAUGGAUUCUAAACUGCUGAGUUUUACUUGUCUUUUGGUUUUCAUUUGCUGUAUCAACUUAACCAGAUCAGUUGAUGGCUCACCAAUAGCUAAAAAACCUUUACCAACAAUGGUUAUUUGGCAUGCCGCUGGUGGAGGUUCAUCAGCUGAGCUUACUGAAGACACUGUUACGAGUUUGAAAAAGUACAAUGCUAAAAUUAAAAAGAUUCAAAUUGGAGAAGGAGAAGAGGAGGAAUUGGACAUUGCGCUUCACAUGCAGAUGGAGAAACAAGUUAUGAAUGCUUGUCGUCAACUAACCAAUGAUCCUGAAUUGAAAAACGGAUUUGCUUUAAUUGGACUUUCUUUAGGUGGAACUGCAGUAAGAGCGUUACCCCAGAUGUGUCCAGAACUUAAUAUCACCGAUGUAAUAUCCAUGUGUGGACCUCAGCAAGGAAUCUUCGGAAUACCUAGUUGUGAAUCAAUAGAAGGAAUUUUCACAGACAUUUGCGAUAAACUGAAUGAUGUGAGAGAAGCUGCAGCUUCCAUUUCACCCGAGUUCGAUACUCCUUCAAUAUUCACACCUGUAAUGAAUGCAGUCAAAGACAAUUAUACCUUAAUCUCACUUUGGGUCGAUCCAACCGCUUCUCCACCACCAGCUGAUAACUUCAUGAACCUCAUCAACAAUAGACUUGAAACGAAAUUUCCAAAGGAAAAUCUUUUAAAGAUUCAAAGAUUAAUUGCUGUUUGGUGUAGCAAAGAUACGAUCAUGAAACCUAAAACGUCACCUAUGUUUGGCUACUUUAAAGAUGGUUCAAUAACUGAAGUGCUACCAUUUAAUGAGACUGAUUUGUAUACUGAGGACUACAUCGGAUUGAAGGAAUUGGAUGAGCAAGGGCGAUAUUUCCCUGUUGAAUGUCCCUACGAACACAUGAAAUAUCCAGGUGAAUGGUUCGAGAAAAAUAUUAUUGAACGAUUUUAUGAUGUUUAAAUUGGUUGAUCGAUUUGUGAUUUCAUGAAAUAUUGAUUCUUCCUUAAACUUGAUAUAUUACAAUGUCUAUACUUAUCUAUUAACAAUGUUAUUUGAAGCUAUCUUAAUUUGAUAGUCAUACCAAGAAUGAUUUUUGCAAAAUAAAACUCAACUUCUCUGUUAAAGGAGACUGCAAUAACAAAA
This is a messenger RNA of Tetranychus urticae (two-spotted spider mite), 1316 nucleotides long. Its product is annotated as palmitoyl-protein thioesterase 1. Lineage: Eukaryota; Metazoa; Arthropoda; Arachnida; Trombidiformes; Tetranychidae. The record is from RefSeq and is a predicted model, not a curated record. Gene Ontology annotation, molecular function: thiolester hydrolase activity. Gene Ontology annotation, cellular component: lysosome.